CGAAAUAAAAGCCGGCCUGAAAUCUCAUUUACCGAUCAAAUUCUUUUUCUGUAUGGAAAAUUUCGAAAUGGUUUACCAUAAAUCCUGACGCUAUCGAGGCGGGAAAAGGCGUGGAGAUGUGGGUGUCGGUGAUAGUGUUUCUUCUUGGGGCGCUGACGGUCGUCGGAGCGGAAGCCCUGGGAGCCGUCAUUUUGAUACGAUGGUUGAAUCGGAAGUUAGCUCGAGAAGUAGCAAGAUCCAAGAUCGUCAGAGAGCAAUCAAGUCCGGGAAAUAUUGAUCCCUCUUCCCGCAGAAAGCAGGGCUUUGUCUGGGUUCUAGAUGCAGAAAAAAUCCCAAGAGCUUCUCCUUUGGACAAAGCUUUGAGACAGCAAAAGGGAAAAAAAGAGAUCUUGGAGGUUACACCUAUAAAGAAAUAUGCAAAAUUGAGGGAUCAUUUUCUCAUUUUAACAGAAUCAGAUGCUUCUCACACAGAAAUUGAACUUAAGGGUUGUACAAUAGCAGCUGUAUCUGCAUCAGACUUGUCCUCGAGAAAAUGGGCAAAAAGGUACCCAAUAAAAGUAGAAAGAAAAUCAUCGAUAGUAUACCAAGGAAGUAAAACAAUGUACAUAUAUCUUGAGACAUCUUGGGAGAAGGAAUCUUGGUGUAAAGCUCUAUAUCUUGCUUCCAGUGAGGAUGAAGAGAAAUUAAAGUGGGUCAACAAAUUGAACACAGAAUUCCAGAGUUACCUGAUCUCACUAAAUGCAGUGUAUCCUUCAUUUAUGAAACCAUGUUCACAUAUAAGUACUGAGCCCAUAGAUAAGUCAAAUAAGCUUGAUGGUUCUUCAUCAAAGGUUCGAAAUUUUCUGCGGAAACUUUCCAAGAAAUCUUCUAAGAGUAGCAUUGAAAAUAAGGCAAACUUGUCAAGUCGUGAAGCUCCAACAGAAAAAUCUAUUGAUUGUUCCACUGAGGAAAUUAUUGUCCCUUCAUCACUGGCAACAUUGAAUGCGUCUGCAAGCAGAAAUCAUGUCCCUGUAAUUUCUGAUGUAGAUUCAGAUGAUAGAGCUUCUGAUGAAGGAACUCUAUGUUGGAAUCUGUUAAUAUCAAGGUUGUUCUUUGAUGCUAAACAAAAUGAGGAGAUGAGAACUUCCUUGCAAGCUCGGAUUCAGAGAACAUUAUCCAAUAUGCGAACCCCCACAUACAUAGGUGAGGUGAUAUGCACCACUGUUGAUCUUGGUAAUCUCCCACCAUUUAUUCAUGCAAUGAAGGUUCUUCCUUCCGACAUGACUGAGAUUUGGAUGAUGGAAAUUGAAAUUGAGUAUUCUGGUGGUGCAAUCUUUGAAAUCGAAACCAGGCUUGAAGUUCAGGAUCUUGAGUUACAGGAAGGAGGCCCAGGCAUAGAAGAAUCAAGUUCUUUGGAUGACGUAAAAGCUGAUAUGUUAGAGGGCAUUGAACAGUUCAGAGAAAACUUGAAAUACUCUGAAGAGACCUCUGACUCCUGUGAUCAUAGAGAUGAAGGAGAUGUCAAAGGGGAUGCAAUAAAACACUCCAGAAAUGUGACUGGUGCAGUACCUCAACAAUCUAGAUGGAAAUCUAUCAUACAUUCAAUUGCCAAACAGGUCUCACAGGUUCCACUUACCUUGGGGAUGAGAGUUGCAUCUCUCCGCGGAAUAAUGCGCGUAUUCAUAAAGCCACCACCUUCAGAUCAAAUAUGGUUUGGCUUCACAUCUAUGCCAGACCUUGAUUUUCAAUUUGAACCUUUUGUUGGAGAGCAUAGGAUUGCAAGUGGACAUAUAGCCUUAUUCCUAAUCAGUCGGCUUAAGGUAGCUAUUCGUGAAACUUUGGUUAUUCCAAAUUGUGAAAGUGUAUGCCUAUCAUGGAUGUUAGCUGAAAAGGAGGACUGGAUCCCGCGUAAAUUUGCACCUUUCUUAUGGACCAAUCAAGAAGCGCCGAACACUGAGAACUGGGAAGUGAAACGCUCAGAUGAAGCUAAUAAGGAAAUUGGCAGCAGUUAUUCAGAGAGUUGCGAAGGGCAAAAAAAGGUGGAAUUAUCUUUGAAAAAACCAAAUGAUUCAUCGAACACACGCUCACCCUCACCUGUUGUUGAUAAGCCAACAGUGAAGUAUAGUAGUUCUAUGAAAGAAUUGCAGGUCCCGUUGUUGCAUUCUGAAGAACAGGCGGAAGUAAAUCAACGGAAAAGCACAGAUUCUGCAGAAUAUUACACGAAAUCUAGACAAGUUGAACUGGCAGAGGAACAGAGCCGUAUUUCUGAAGAGGACGAUGGAAGACCUAGAAGACAGGGUACUAGAGCAAAGAUGAUUUCUUUGAGCAAGAAAAUGUCAGAGAAGUUUGAAGAGAAAAAGCGAAAUAUUGAAGAGAAGGGAAGAAACAUUGUUGAAAGAAUGAAAGGACAACAAUGAGUAGCCAAACAAGCAAGAAGUCAACAUAGAAGCUAAGCCAAAUUUGUUUGUAUCAUUUGUUAUUGUAAAUGGAGCAACAAUGCCUGCCUGCAUAUCUGAUAUUUGAUCGAUCGAUUAAUUGAGUGAUGUGAAUCUCCUAAGAUUUGAAAUUUAAAGAUUUCAAGAAUUUCCCAUACUAAGUGCCUUGCUGUAUAUGAUGCUUCAGAUUUAGGUAGGAAUCAAAAGAAAACUGUGUAGAAAGAAAAAUGUAUAGACAGUGCCAUAGUGCGUGCUAAAUCCAUGACUUUCAUGGAAUAAAUUUUACUAUCUGUUUGGUACUC
Messenger RNA from Ipomoea triloba (trilobed morning glory), 2716 nucleotides. Its product is annotated as testis-expressed protein 2-like. NCBI's taxonomy places the organism in Eukaryota, Viridiplantae, Streptophyta, Magnoliopsida, Solanales, Convolvulaceae. The coding region runs from base 117 to 2396 and encodes 759 amino acids. Gene Ontology annotation, cellular component: endoplasmic reticulum. The record is from RefSeq and is a predicted model, not a curated record. The transcript is spliced from 7 exons. Gene Ontology annotation, molecular function: lipid binding.